Messenger RNA from Penicillium malachiteum, 5898 nucleotides. Its product is annotated as proteasome activator BLM10. NCBI's taxonomy places the organism in Eukaryota, Fungi, Ascomycota, Eurotiomycetes, Eurotiales, Aspergillaceae. Gene Ontology annotation, cellular component: cytosol; nucleus. The coding region runs from base 1 to 5898 and encodes 1965 amino acids. The record is from RefSeq and is a predicted model, not a curated record. The transcript is spliced from 3 exons. Gene Ontology annotation, molecular function: proteasome binding; peptidase activator activity. Gene Ontology annotation, biological process: proteasomal ubiquitin-independent protein catabolic process.
AUGGACGCCCCAACCCCCAAGGCGAUUCUCACAUCCGACAAUUUCGCCCAUGCACAAGAGAUCUCACGGGCCACCUCUCCAGGUGGUGAGCCCGCCGCGUUAAACGGCGACGGUGAACCGAAAGCCCGCGUCCGACCGCGCACCUAUCCAUACUUCUCAUACCUCCCAUACCAAUUAGAAGAUGAAACAGAGCGGGAUCGGACUCUCCGAGAGAUCCUGAAACACCUGUAUGUCUCAGUAGAAGCGGGGGAUUUCAGCCCCGGAGCUGUGCACUGGACACGCGAGCUCAGAGGAUGGCUCUCGUUGAAAUUUGAUCCGACCCGAACGGAACGGAUCAGUCUUGUGAAGCUGUAUUAUGAACUCGCGUUGGCGCCAGGCAUCGAUCCAAAUGUCGCGGAGCGAUUUGCAAGCAUGUUUAUGCUUCUUACCAAGCGUAAGCACUAUUUGAGACCUGUAAAAGAUCUUACCUUGGAUUGGAAGCCUCUGUACAAGGAAGUUAAGGCAUUCGUUCUACCGACUGAGUCCGGUCUGGUCCACUCCACCAACCUCAAGCGCAAUGUGAAGACACUGACCAAGCUUUGCGCUUUUGCUCAACUUUUCAUCGACCCUUGCGAGCUGCCUGCAAUGUUGGAAGAGUUCCUCCCACACUACACCACUUCUUUUUCCGAAGGUGCCUUUGUGGUUGCUGGUUUAAUCAAUUUGAUGCUGCCAACAUCGCCUCCUCCUGCUAACCGCGGUGAUCUACUGCCCCAGAACUAUCUACCAACACACUUUCAUCUGUGGUCUUUGGUCGGUCGUUCAAAAACCUUCGACGCAACAUACCUGGACUAUCUCUCGCGAUUGGCUCGGGAUUCACUGCCAGCUGGUCACAUCCCAUUCUCGGAGCAUGGUAUCUUCACAAAUGAACAGUCCGGCCUUAUCUUUACCGGCGUUCUCAGACUGCUAGAGAUUCCUGUAGGACAAUCGACUUCACCAUACAGUGCACUAGUCGAUAUCUCUUCUGGUCUAGGAAUCAUGCUUGAUCGCGAUACGCGCAAGCACCCUGUGGCGCAUCACAUUGCUCGUUGGAUCGUGAUGUCUCUCUCACCCGCAUGUCUCGAGUCGGAGGACUCGAUUCUGAGCCAGCUGGAAGGUCUUAUCCAAGCUGUCGAGACAUUCUUCCAUCCUUCAAACUCUGGAAGCUGGACAAAGACCCUCUCGCAGCUCGUGUACUACCUAACAGAUUUCUUCGUGAUGCGUUGGAACCGAGAGCAGAGUGGAGAGAUGGAGGUUCCAGUUGAGCGUCGACUGACCGAGCCACUGAAACGUCGCUUCGUUCUGUGCCUCCGGGACGUAAUCUUCAUGGGUAUCUACGCCAAAAGCAGCACUGCCAUGACCUUCUCCUUAUCUACCCUUCAAGGACUUGCAUACCUUGAGCCACACCUCAUUCUUCCUGGCGCUUUACAGAGAAUCUAUCCCUCUUUGCAAGGCCUUGUGGAAGUUCACCGAACCACUUCCUCUCUACGCGCCAUGCAAGUAUUGUCUCGGAUUAUUACUCGAACAAGAGGAUACCGUUGCCACAUGACCACUCUCCUCGGCCUGGCUCUGCCCGGUAUCGAUGCUAAUGAUCUCGAGAAAUCCCUUCAUGCUCUUUCAUUCAUUCAAUCCGCGUGCUACAAUAUCCCUAUGGUCGAUAUGACCAAGGGCAGAGAAGACGUUAAUUGUAAUAUGUUGGCCAUGCAAUGGAUUAGUGGUGAGAUGGAGCGAAUGGAGGAACAGGGAUCUGAUGUCCAAUUGAAUUAUGACACAGAAUUGGACGAUGAGACGGAGGAGAUGAUUCUCCGCUCCUCGACCUGUGGUUUUGGUGACUUCACUAUCUCCUUCCUCGGUCGUGUUUUCACCUUGUUGGAAAAUCUGCCUGAUGUGACCAGAGUGCGUAAUGGUUCACCGGAGGAGAAUAUCGUCAACACUCUCCCUGCUACUUUUAUGCCUCUCCUAGCAUCUUUGUCCCCGGAGUAUUACGAUAUUGCACUGGGAAAGAUUGUUGAUUUUGUGUCGAAUCAUGUCAUUCACCAAGCACGAGAUGCCAUGGCAUUCAUUUGCAAUGCUCUCUGCAAGGUGAACCCUGAAAAGGCACUCAAGCGCUUCAUUCCUGUUCUGACUCAAGCCAUUCGCACCGAAAUCGAAGAAAAUGGUGCUGGUUCAACUCGAACUACCGGUACUGACGUUCUCCCUCGUGACCGGGGAUUGGUUUGGAACGUCAGCAUGUUGAGCAUGUGCGUGGUCCAUGUCGGCGAUUCUGUUCUUGCUCAUCGACAAGAACUGUUCGACAUUGCAGUUUACAUGCAAAAGAUGUGCCGAGGAAUCCCGACCGUGCACAUCUCAAAUUACAUUCACCACCUCUUGCUCAAUCUUACUGGCACAUACACUAGGGACUAUUCCAUGUACGAGCCAACCGAUGUCGAGGGAGCCCCCGGUCCCAAUCACUGGAGCUACAAAGCCGAUGUAAAUCAGCUGAACAUUCAUUGGCAUGUGCCAAAGAGAGAGGAGCUAGAAUUUGCGGUCGAGGUUUUCAAAGACCAGGCUGGAAGCGCUCUGAAACAUUUGUCUGGCUUAACGAAUGAGACAUCCAGUAUCAAGCGUGACGGCAGUGGCAAGGAGUGGUCAGAUGAAGUCACUCGUAACCUUGUGCUUUUGCGACUUCUCCUGUCCGGCAUAUCGGUACUCUUCGAUCCAAAGGCAGCGUCGAAGUCCUCGCCAGAGUACUCGAAUGGUGACUCUGCUGGCUCCAAAGAGUUUGAGAUGGCCGAUGAUUCGGCCAUGAAUGGUGAAGGCGACGAUGAGUCUGAAUCUUUCCUUGAUAGUUCAGACGAUGCAGCUGUUAAGGAAAGCUUCUCAUAUCCCACCGGAUAUCCUCUUGAGGAAGGGGACGUCCUUUUCAACACUAUUCAUGAAAUUCGUGAGCAAGCUGGUUGGGUCUUGCAUCUGGUGCACCGGUUCCUGUCUGAUAAGCAAGAGGAUGAUGUGCCAUGCUUUGGAGCCCUAUACUCUGCAUUCCGCUCUUGGUUUGUGGAUGUCGGUAUUGAAAGAUCCGCUCACGUCCUUGAUCGCGUGACACGACUCCUAGCUGCGGAUAUUCACCCAUACAAGAUGAGUGGUAUCAGGAAGGACUACCCAAGAGCACUGCUAGUACGUAGAGCCAACGUCUACCACCUGCAACGUCUCCGGCACAAUGCCGCUCCCCGGUCACGAUCCAAGCUCGAUGAACUUCUUCUCUUUGAUCUUGCUGAGUCAUGUGUGUCCCUUUACACCGAGACACGCCGCAAUGCGCAAAAUGCUAGCGAGUCAGCCCUCAAGUGCGUAUGGGGCGGACGCACUCUCAUAAUUCCCCCUCUUCUCAAGGCGCUGCAGACUGGUGUCAGAGAGAACGAUUAUGCACGUAUCAAGGGAGCCUUGUUCUCACUGCUGUUGAGCAGCGUUGCAAAGACAGCUGGUCGGAACUGGAAAUACACACCCGCUUUGAUCAGAACUUUCCUUGACGCCAGCGCAGUCGAUAAGCCAUCUGUGCAAAAGAUCUGUUCCAGUGCCAUUUUCCAAAUCAUGGACUAUGGCCGAUCCAUGGAGCGGAUGGCUAUCUUAGAUCAGAGCAUUGUGGAGGCGAUUGCGCCAAGCAGCGAUGUCACUGAAGAUAUUGAGCAAAAGCGUGUAGCCAUCAACAAUAGACGUGCCAAGAUCGAGAAGAAGAAGUCUGAGUUGGCCGAAGAGCUGGUCGACUUGGCUCGAAUCUCUCAUUGGAAGAUUGCGAGCCGUGCCGCGACUAUUGUUGUCACCAUGGGUCUGCGGUUCGAUUAUGUCGCCAGCGAAAACUUGAUCAACUUGGUGACUCAGGGUGCCAUUGAUGAUCAUCCUGGUCUCCGUGGAAUGUAUUCGCAGGCACUCAUUGCGCUUUUCACUAUGAUCGACGUUCGUGCUAUUUGCAGCCAUGAGUACAGGAAUUACAUCCUUGGGCACCAGCGCUUCCCUGCAAAGAUCAAGGUAGCAACUAACCCAUAUGAGAAGGAUUGGACCCAGGAGUACUUGUCCAGCUUUGCUAAGCCUGAAGCCGAAUACUACAUUGAUCAUGAUUUCCCCGGUUGGUUAGUAUGGGGCAAGACAAUGCCUGCAUACAAGUCGAAUGUGCAACGAGACAUUGAGUAUGAUGACGUGGAGUGGAAAGUACGAACUCAUAUUGGUAAAUUGUUCACUCGUGAGUGGUUCGCCAAGUUCUUCAUCUACUUGAAGCAGGAGCCCAGAGAUCCCUCUGCGGAUAAAUUCCGCAUGUCUUCCGCUAUGAUGCUUCUCUACGCCUUUGAACUCAUGCUUCGAGACGGUCUUACCACUGCUACCUUCAAGGACAUUCAAGAAGAGAUUCAAAAUGUUUUCGAGGAUGGUAGCGAUAAGCACCAGCACCGUGCCACUGCAGAGAUUCUUGGAGGUUUGAUCAGUUCUGUGACAGACGGCAGUGUGGAGAAGCGCACCCAGGUCUGGGAAUACGCUUUCCCCAUUGUGCGAAAGAUCUUCACAGAUGGUCUUACUCCUGAAAAUUCAGGAUACUGGACUACCUUCCUUCACAUGAUCCUCCAAUGCCGCGAUCCUCGACGUGCCUGGCCUCUAGUAGAUUGGCUGGCCAGCUUCCGCUUAGAUAUGACGACAAACGCCGCUUUCAAGGAGAGCUCCAAGAUCAACCUCUUGCACCAGUGCAUCAUUGACGCCGGCUGGCACUUCCAGCUUGAUAAGCCAAUUGUCGAGGACUUCUUAGGACAUCUGGAUCACCCGUACAAGGGUGUGCGAGAAGCUAUGGGACAAACCUUAGCUACUAUCCACCGUACAAGAUACCACGAGUCAUACCCAGAUCUCCAACAUCUGCUUGACGCUCAGAAGGCAGCAUCGUCUGUCGGUACCUACCCGUACCGUCCCACUGAAGAGUUCUCCAAGAUGGUCCGUAGCGUCUUUGCUCGCAUUGAAGCGUGGCGGCAUGAGCGAACUCCUGGUCAACAGACACCAUCUUCCUACACAUCUGGUAGUAAGACCGUGCUGCUCUGGUUGGACUCCACAUUGUCUUCUCACGAGUGCACCCAGCUAGUUCCAUUCUUCCCUGAUGUGUUUACCGCGCAGCUUCUGCAUAUGAUGGAUGUCAAGGAAGAUCCUGAACUGCAGUCUCUCGCAUACCACGUUUUCCGCCAUCUCCCUAACAUCCCCUACCCUGCCGAGAAGAGUUCUGAAUUCAUCCAGUCUCUCAUCCGCAUCGGUCAAACCUCCCCCUCGUGGCAUCAGCGUCUACGUGUCAUGAUCAACAUUCAGAUCAUCUACUUCCGCCGACUUUUCCUCCUCGUCUCUGCCGAUCGCGAUAAGCUCUUCGAGUGUAUCGCAUCUAUGCUGGAGGACUCCCAGCACGAAGUGCGCGCUGGUGCAUCAGCAACUUUAUCCGGUAUGAUCCGAUGCUCUCCCGUGUAUCUUCGGGACAAGAUGGUGCACCGCUUCCAGGAGCGAUUCACCAAGCUUCUCGCAGACAACCCUCUGCCUAAGAAACCUAAGAACUUCCGCUCCGGACUCUCCUCUGCUGUUUCUUCAGGCGCAGGUACUCCUACACCCGAACACAACCGUCUCGUCAUUGUUCGACACGGUGCUGUUCUAGGUCUCGGGGCUCUUAUCCAGGCCUUCCCUUACAACAGUCCUCCACCACACUGGAUGCCCGAGGCAUUGACUACACUCAGUAUUCGCGCUGCUCAUGAUCCCGGCGUUGUUGGCUCUAGCGUGAAGUCGAUUAUAAGUGAAUUCAAAAAGACCCGACAGGAUACCUGGCACAUUGAUGCAAAGGCUUUUACUGCAGACCAAUUGGAAGAUCUAUCUGGUGUUUUGUGGAAGAGUUACUUCGCGUAA